Messenger RNA from Bombyx mandarina (wild silkworm), 3361 nucleotides. RefSeq names its product Doublecortin-domain-containing echinoderm-microtubule-associated protein (gene DCX-EMAP). Lineage: Eukaryota; Metazoa; Arthropoda; Insecta; Lepidoptera; Bombycidae. The record is from RefSeq and is a predicted model, not a curated record.
CAAACAAAUUUAAUACACGAGCAGCGAGCAAAUAAUAAUCCGAAAAUAAAUUUAAAAGGCCGCCUUAAAAUUCCCAGCCUUCUGCGUUGUGGUGUUUGUGUAAUAUUAAUUAAUAAAAGUGUUAAUAAUAAGGUAAUAUUCUAAUCAGGUAAUGCUUCGUUAGGUUAAAAUGGCUUCCGAAGAGAGCGGUAAAGCUGCGGCUGCUGUGGCCGCCCCGGAGCCCGCACCGCCGCCGGAACCGCCCCAACCUGAGCCCGACAAUCCGCCUUCCGAAGAGGAACGAGAACCGGGCGACUGGCGAGCCUCUCGGCCAUCCUCCCCUCCACAGCGCCCUGAUGACAUCUCAGAAGGCUCGGAACCUCCACGACCGAUCAGAACAGAACCCGCCAGUCGCUAUGCCAACCUCAACUACUGGAAAGCGAGAAGGGUCACGUUCUACCGUAACGGAGAUCCAUUCCAUCCUGGCGUCGAAUUCCGAUUCAAGCCGGGUCGCGACUUGGCGUCUAUUGAUGCGUUACUGGACCGGUUGUCUGAGAGACUAGAAUUACCUAGAGGAGCGAGGUUCAUCUUCGGGAUGGACGGAGACCGGAAGUACAGGCUGGAAGAGCUGGAAGACGGAGCAUCUUACGUCGUGUCUUCCUACAAAACUUUCAAGGCCGCCAGCUACGGUAAAAAGAACGGUAUGUGGUACGGUGGAACUGGUACCAGCGGGUGGUCGAGGUCCGGUACUCGCAAGCAAUCGGUUGCGGAGUCCGAUGCACCUCCUCCCGGAGGUGGAAAGCCGGCUAGUGGUCGUGUCAUCAGAAUCAUCAACAACAUGGACCACUCUAUACAGUGUCGCGUGUUACUGAACUUACGGACAACGCAACCUUUCGAAGAGGUAUUAGAGGAUCUGGGUCAAGUACUCAAAAUGAGCGGGGCAAAGCGAAUGUAUACGAUAACCGGUCAAGAGGUAAGAAGUUUCUCUCAACUCCGGAACGAAUUUGCAGACGUGGAAACAUUUUACUUGGGACCUGCGAUGCUUCCACCGGCUUUGAGUCCCGGAGUCAGCGCUCCACUGCCUAUCGAGUCUCCAAUUAGAAGGUCUCGAUCCAGAGCCAAUGUGGCGACAGCGCCGAUGAUCGAUGACACGCGAAACGGUGGGCGACGAGCCAGGAGCAAGAGCAGACCGCGGGUUCUAUACGCACCCGAAGGCGAGAUUGUUAGGAAUUCAGAUUACACUCUCCUUGAAGUUCUGAAGGAAGAACCUAUAAGAGUGACCAUUCGUGGCUUACGAAGGACAUUCUACCCGCCCAUACAUCAUGCGCCUCUCGACAACUCUCCGCCCGACAAGAAAUUACAACUAGAUUGGGUAUAUGGGUAUCGAGGGUUUGAUUCCCGUCGAAACUUAUGGGUGUUGCCGACUGGAGAACUGCUGUACUACGUGGCGGCUGUGGCCGUCAUGUACGACAGAGAUGAGGAGUCUCAAAGACAUUACACCGGCCACACUGAGGAUAUACAAUGCAUGGAGCUCCAUCCGUCCCGGGAGCUUGUGGCGAGCGGACAACGGGCCGGCCGGGGGCGGCGCGCUCAGGCACACGUCCGCAUCUGGAGCACCGACACAUUGCAGACCCUGCACGUGUUCGGCAUGGCCGAAUUCGAAGCCGGUGUCUCGGCUGUGGCAUUUUCGCAAUUAAAUGGCGGUAGUUACGUCCUUGCUGUGGAUGCUGGUCGUGAGAGCAUACUCUCCGUGUGGCAGUGGCAGUGGGGCCAUCUACUCGGAAAAGUUGCUACUUUGCAAGAAGAGCUAACCGGCGCUGCUUUUCAUCCUUUAGACGACAACUUACUCAUAACACACGGAAAAGGCCAUCUCGCGUUCUGGAAUAGAAGGAAAGAUGGAUUCUUCGAAAGAACCGAUAUCGUCAAACCGCCUUCUCGCACGCAUGUGACCGCCUUGCAGUUCGAGCAGGACGGCGACGUGGUGACGGCAGAUAGCGAUGGGUUCAUUACGAUUUACAGCGUCGAUAGCGACGGCGCUUACUUCGUGCGAAUGGAGUUUGAGGCUCACAUCAAAGGCAUAAGUUCCCUCAUCAUGCUGUCUGAGGGGACAUUGAUAUCUGGAGGCGAGAAGGACAGAAAAAUUGCCGCCUGGGACUCUUUGCAGAAUUACAAAAGAAUUACUGAGACGAAGUUACCAGAAACUGCUGGUGGGAUCCGCAGUAUCUACCCACAGCGGCCCGGUCGUAACGAUGGUAAUCUGUACGUCGGUACGACCAGAAACAAUAUAAUGGAGGGAUCUUUACAGAGGCGAUUUAAUCAAAUUGUCUUCGGACACCACAAGCCGCUGCUGGGUGUCGCGGUACACCCUGACGACGAGAUGUUCGCGACAGCCGGUCACGACAAGAACAUUGCUCUGUGGAAAGGGCAUAAGCUUGUUUUCGCAACUCAGGUGGGAUACGAGUGCGUGUCGCUGGCGUGGCACCCCGGGGGCGGCGCGCUCGCGGCCGGCAGCACUGAAGGUCACCUGGUUGUGCUCAACGCCGACGCCGGAGCGCACGUCGCAACACUCAGAGUCUGCGGUUCGCCGCUCAAUUGCCUGCAAUAUAACACCGCUGGAGAUUUCCUCGCCAUUGGAUCUCAGAACGGCAGUAUCUACCUAUUCAGGGUGUCUCGAGACGGCUUCUCUUACAAGAAGUCGAAUAAGAUCCGAGGCGCUCAACCUCUGAUGCAGUUGGACUGGAGUCUCGACGGAAACUUCUUGCAGACUGUGACCGCGGAUUACGAUUUGGCUUUCUGGGAUAUAAAAUCGCUAUCUCCAGAGAAAAGCCCGAUAGGCAUGAAAGAUGUCAAGUGGUCCACGUUUAACUCAACUGUCGGAUUCCUUGUCUCGGGUAUGUGGAACAAUCGCUUCUACCCAAUGACAUCCUUGAUUUCGUCAUCGAGUCGCUCGGCGGCCCACGAUCUUCUGAUCAGCGGUGACUACGAUGGAUACCUACGACUGUUCAGGUACCCAUGCGCCAGCCCUAAGGCUGAAUACAACGAGGUGAAAGUAUAUAGUGGCGCCAUCCACAACGCGAGGUUCUUAUUCAACGACCGCUGCGUGAUCAGCGCCGGAGGUCACGACGCCGCUCUCAUGCUGUGGGAGCUGGUGGAGGAAUAGCACGAGGCGGCGGGGCGCCAACCCCCCGCUGUCGUCGUCGCGCCCCCCACACCCUCACCCCCGCCACCUGCUCUCCUCACGACGUUCAGGGUCCUCGACUUUGACGAACUGGAUUGAAGUUUUGUCAAAAGACUUUGACAUUACUUACUUUUACCGGAAACCAAGAAUUUGACAUUCUGGUUAUUCCGAUUCGUUUUUGUGCAGCACUGGGAUCGGGGUAUU